CAUGGUCCGAUUGGACGGAGCCAAUGAAGGCCUUCUUCGAAGCCUCGAUACUGGCGCCCCAAAUGUCGUCUCCACCUACCCCGAUACCGAUAUUUGAUCUACGCUCAAGGCUGGGAACAACCCUCGGGGCAGUUCUUGUCGGGUGUAUUAUAGCUUCAGUGUUCUAUGGAAUCACCAUUCUACAGACCGUGGCCUAUUACAAACAAUAUCCUAACGAUCAAUGGAUCUUUCGAUAUGCGGUCGCCUUACUAUGGAUAUUCGAUACGCUUCAUGUCGCCUUGACAACCCAUGCACUUUAUUUCUAUGUUAUUGAAUCAUUUGGAAACUAUCUCGCCCUGCUCACAAUUGUUUGGAGCUUUUCGCUGCAGCUCUUGAUAAAUAUGUUGAUUAUCCCUGGUGUUCAAGCAUUAUAUGCUUUUAGGAUAUGGAAACUUGGCAGUCAUUUUCACGUGGUCCUUCCACGUUUUAUUUUCGUCGCUGUUGCAGCUACAUUUGGCGCAGGACUAUAUGUCAUGUACGAAACAUACACCCUGACUAGUUUUCUGGAUAUUUCGACUAUUAGGGUAUCCAUAUAUCUGAAUUUCUCCACCAUUUCUGCAGCGGAUUUUGUCAUCGCUGGCGCGAUGUGCUUCUAUCUGCACAAGGGCAGGUCAAUGGCCGGUGUCUCUAGUACUACCAAGGUGAUUAUGAGGCUGAUGCGACUUGUAGUUAUAUCUGGACUGGCGACGAGUGCAUGCUCCCUUUUUACUCUCGUGGCGUACAUCGCCUGGCCAAAUACUCUUAUUUUCGUAGCAAUCAACUUCAUUUUACCAAGGCUCUAUAUUAACUCUCUUCUCGCCAUGCUCAACUCGCGAAAGAGUUCUAUGGACAACAAAGAAUGUCACUCUGACGAAAAGACAAUACGUUUUGUCUCUCCUGCCACUGGGAGUGGAGCGACUGAUUCAGGACAGACGAAUAUCACCAUAUCCGAUCCCUCUGUGGCCUAAGCAGAGAUGAAUAUCACUCUACUUCUCCCCACAACGGAAUGAAGCCCUUCGAGUAGUACGAGUAAUAUGACUUUUGUGUGGCGGCAUAGUAAUUCUCCCGCAUCGCUUAGUUUGACUCCCAGUCUUCAAUCCAUCCCAAUAUGACUUCUAUUUUUUCUGCAUCCGGUACCAGUUGGAGCAGUGAAAGUAACACCACUACCCGGUAUUCGCUUUCAUAAGCCACUUGAAUGAGGAGGCGAUUCACGUGAGAGAACCGUUCAAUCCAUUCGAGAAAUUUCGAGGUGC
Messenger RNA from Desarmillaria tabescens, 1271 nucleotides. RefSeq lists its product as uncharacterized. The transcript is spliced from 22 exons. Bases 24 to 986 code for a protein of 320 amino acids. The record is from RefSeq and is a predicted model, not a curated record. NCBI's taxonomy places the organism in Eukaryota, Fungi, Basidiomycota, Agaricomycetes, Agaricales, Physalacriaceae.